Molecule: messenger RNA, 801 nt
Organism: Aspergillus terreus NIH2624
Lineage: Eukaryota; Fungi; Ascomycota; Eurotiomycetes; Eurotiales; Aspergillaceae
Exons: 2
Coding region: 1-801 (266 amino acids)
Biological process (GO): nucleobase-containing compound metabolic process
Molecular function (GO): 3'-5' exonuclease activity; nucleic acid binding
Source: RefSeq, a predicted model, not a curated record
AUGCACUCGGAUCCUGCUGCGCCUAAGGUCGAGUUGGUGGACUCCUCAGCCACUCUACGCGAGCUGCUUGAAGACCUCAGCCUGAUUCCUAGCUCGUCACCUCCCCUUUUCCUUGAUUUAGAAGGGGUUAAUCUGGGUCGCAACGGCUCUAUCUCCAUUUUAUCUCUCUACGCGGUGCAUAAAAAGACCAUAUACCUUGUUGAUGUCUAUAAGCUAGGAAAAGCCGCUUUCUCUAAUCCUCAGCCCGACAAACAUACUUCCUUGCGCGCUAAUUUGGAAUCUCCGAGCAUCAAAAAAGUUUUGUUUGAUGUUCGUAAUGAUUCGGACGCCUUAUUCAGCCACUACAAUAUUCGGCUUGACGGAAUACAAGACUUGCAGUUGAUGGAGCUCGCCACAAGAAGUGGGCCAAACAAAUAUGUUGCGGGAUUAGCGAAGUGUAUCGAAAGGGACAGUCCUAUCUCGGAUCUCAGAAAGGCAGAAUGGAAGAGACGCAAGGAUGAGGUUACCAAGAGUUUUGAUCCUGGCAAGGGUGGGAGUUACGAGGUCUUCAACAAGCGCCCUAUGACACCAGACAUCAGAGAUUACUUGCAAACGGCAACGAACGAUCGCAUUCGGCUAUCCCAGACACCCGAAUACAAUGGCCAGGCAAGUGACAAAGUUUUUGGGCCAUGGAAGGAAGAUUCUAGCAAGGAAUGGCACGCUUUUUUCGACGAGUGGGAAGACAAUCAUUUCGUGGACGACUUACUAUGCGAUGAACUACUCGACAACGGGGCUUAUGGUAUAUCGUUGGGACGACUAUGA